Molecule: messenger RNA, 3299 nt
Organism: Amblyraja radiata (thorny skate)
Lineage: Eukaryota; Metazoa; Chordata; Chondrichthyes; Rajiformes; Rajidae
Gene: zfp64
Product: zinc finger protein 64 homolog (mouse)
Exons: 6
Coding region: 325-2700 (791 amino acids)
Biological process (GO): regulation of transcription by RNA polymerase II
Molecular function (GO): DNA-binding transcription factor activity; RNA polymerase II cis-regulatory region sequence-specific DNA binding
Source: RefSeq, a predicted model, not a curated record
ACCUUUCUAAUUGGGAUAAAACAUUUGAGAAAUUGACAGUUGAGAUGGCCAGGCAUUUAAAAGAAGUAUUUUCAGAGAUGACUUUAACACAGGAGCCUGGGCUACACAUUGUGCAGAGGAGUAGCCAGCAUAUACUUUGUUGAGGUUUGUGUAGGCUUCAGGUUGACUGGUCUUCAGGUCUACACCGGGCGGAAGUGCUGCGUGCCCGCUUCCGCCGCCCUCAGUCAAGGCCCGAGCUGCUCCUCGGCCUCCGACCCGCUUGUUUGUCAAUAAAACACGGGGAGAGGAGGCGGGUCUCCCGGUCCUGUACUCCGCCGCUGCGCCAUGAACGCGGGCGGGCAGAGCGGCAACUUCGGCCCGGUGCCGUUUUCACCAGGGGCCACAGUGUUAGUGGAGGUGAGUGCUGAUAUCCACAUCUGCGGCAUCUGCAAGCAACAGUACACCACGUUGGAUACCUUCGUGGCCCACAAACAACAUGGCUGCCACCUGGGUACGGCCGCAGGUCCUAGUUCGGUCCAGUUUGUGACAGAGGCAGCACCACCAGCUACUCAGACUCCAACGGCUAUAAGUACCAUCACUGCACAGACACAGACCAUCUCUGUUUCCAACAGUAUGUCGGAGUUUGGCUUUGAACAAGGAUACCAGACUUAUUUACCGAGCACCAGCGGUACGGGUCAAAUUGCCAAUUUAUCCCUUGGACUAACAAGAAUAACUGCAAAAAGAUCAAAAUCAAAUUCGACAUCACUGAAGAAGUUAACAUGCUGUUACUCAGGUUGUGCUUUUAAAACAUCUCAUGGAAAUAAAGAUUUAGAUCGUCAUUUAAGAACUCACACAGGUGAAAAACCAUUCAAAUGUGAUAUUUGCAGCAAGAGAUUCAGUCGUCUGGAUAAGCUGAAGAUGCACAAUCGUUCACACACUGGAGAGAAGCCACACAAGUGCAAGCACUGUAACUAUGCCGCUGCUGAUAGCAGCAGCCUGAAAAAGCACCUCAGGAUCCAUUCCGAUGAGCGUCCAUUCAAAUGCCAGAUAUGCCCAUAUGCCAGCCAUAGUUCCAGCCAGCUCAUUAUCCAUCUUCGUUCUCACACUGGUGAUGCUCCUUUCCAAUGCCAGUUGUGUGACGCCAAGUUUAAAAUCAACUCCGACCUAAAGAGGCACAUGCGCAUCCAUUCUGGUGAGAAGCCCUACCAGUGUGACUACUGUGACUACCGCUGUGCCAUGAAGGGUAACCUCCGGUCUCAUGUCCGUGUGAAGCACAGCAUGGAGAACACGUUCAAGUGCCCGCAGUGUAACUUCCAAUGUGGUAAUAAAUCCACACUGCGGCAGCACAUAAGGUCUCACCAGCCGGAUAAGCCGAUAAAAUGCUUGCAUUGCAGCUACUCCUGCUCCAGUAAAGGAUCGCUGAAGGUACAUGAAAGAAUUCAUUCCGAAGAUCGACCUUUCCGGUGCAAAUUUUGCUGUUUUGAUUCAAAGCAACGGAGCAACUUGCUCAUGCACGUAAAGAAACAUCAUGUAGGCAAGGACAAGAUGGGUUCAGGGAAGAAAGAUAUUGAUGGGCAAAAGCAAAACAGUUCAAGGUUGGUGGUCAAACUAGACGCCAGAAAGCCUUUCAGGUGUGACCUGUGUGAGGCAAGUUUUGUCCGAGAAGAUUCGCUACGCAGCCAUAAGAACCAGCAUCGUGAUUUGUCCCACAGCACUGAAAGCGGUGAACUCGGAGUUCUACAACUGCAGAUGCAUCACGAAAGCCAAAGCAAUUCUUCAAUGCCUAGCGACCUUCAGUCAAGAUCAGUCGCAUCCUUUGGCAAAGCAGGGGUGAAUAUUACAGUUAGCCACCAACUAAAUGCGACCAACUCCAUUGUUCAAGCAGCAGUAAAUGAACAUCACACAGUAAGAGACUCCCUGGUGUCUGAACCAAACCCGGUCAGGGAUGACGUGGCCUCCAGCAACCAGCUGCAACUGUUACAACAGGUCAACUUGAUUGCCCCAACCCAACAGGCAAUAUCCCAGAAUGAAGUUGAAGCUAACUCGUCUUUGGAGCAGGAAGGCCCUUUGCUCGGCCCCAUGGGCUCCAGUGCUACAGACACCCUCCAUCAGGCUCUAAUGCAGACCACCACAGUUGCUGGUCAGGGAACUUCAAGCAGCCAGUCGUUUAUCACUGGUUCUACCAUCAACUGCUCAGAUCUGGAUGGCCUCAAUGCCCUCAUUCAAGAGGAAAGCAGAGAGGUCACUGUAGUUAGCGAUUGUACCCAGACUGUUGCAAUCGUCCCAUCAUCCUCAACGUCACCCAUCUUCUCUUCCUCAUCGCCUCAGAUGCAAGGAUCUAAGCAAACCUACUCUAUUGUUCCAGCGGCGGGUCCAUCCAGUGUUACUUGCUCGGUGUUACAAAUCCCAUCUCACAACUCUUCAGCCACCGGAUUUCCCUCCCAAUCCGAGGAAACGAACAGUCUUUUGGUAUCCAGCAUUGGCAUCAGCACUUCGGGAGUGAUUAUACAGAGUCUGCCAAUGGUUUCCACGGCACAACAACAGCCAUCUGACGAUCAGCUCUCCCAAAGGGCUUUCUAUUCUGAAUCCAGAGCUCCCUCAGCCUUAGUCCUCCAGGACACAUCACAGCUCUCUGAUAGACAAUCAAUGCACCUCACCUCUGGAGCAAAUAGCACUCAACCUACCUGUUCUGUAAAUGAAAGUCAAGGAUGGACAAUGUAGUCAAGGUGGACUAUGUUGGAACCCCUGUGUAAAAAUGUGUUCUUUAUCAAUGAGUUCCGAGUGGAAUCUAAAAAUCAAAACAUAGAUCAACUAUCAUUGACUAAAAUGCAGCGAUGAAGUAGAAUACAGUGUGUUCUAUAGGCAACUCGUCUGACAAGUCUGCUUGCUUUGUGGAUUUAAGGUGGGACCACUGCUGGGAUACAUUAUUUCAGUUAAUGUCACCUUGAACUUGCCUUGGAGCCUCUUUUGAACUUAGCAGAGAUCAGAUACAAAUCUUCUACUUAAUUGAUAUUUCAAAACAUUAACUACUUUGUUCUUGGGUGAGUCCUAUACGUAGUAUCUCAUUGCAAAGGAACACUCCAGACUUGGGGGAUAUGCAAAAUCGACGUUGAAUCUCAUUAUGUUCCUUUGAACAAAGAGUUUACUGUUAAACCAUAUUGAUUGAGAAAGGGAGGAUGCUAAGUAGGAUUGGGGAGAAGCAGUAUGGGUUUGGGAGCCUUUCCAGCUUUGAUCCCUGUGGAGUUAGUUAAUGUAAAAUAAAUCAACAUUCGAAGUGCUGCUACAAUUGACAUCCAACAAUUAAAUCAUUAUCUUCUGUA